GGCCAUUGUUCUCGUUGGCCCACUCCGCUCCUCGCCUCCUAUCACCCCGUGGCCCGCGCGGCCGCCUUGCCCCUUGCCCCUCCCGCCGCCGCGUCGCCUCCUUCGCGGCCACCGCUCAAAUCGAAACCGCAGCACAAUCCAAUCGCGGCCACCGCAGCCUACUCCUCUCGGCCGCGGACCCGUGCCCUAGCUAUUUCUCCGCGAGUCUGCGAGGCGCUGCGCCCCGGAGCUAGGGUUUAGGGCCCGGGGCCCAUGGAAUUUGGGGAGGACGGCGCCCAGUGGCCGCAGCCGCGAGGCGAGGCUGCCGAGGCGUUGCCGCCGAUGCUGUCUGACCGCGGCGAGGUCGCCUCACCGCGCUUCGAUUCGUCUCGUGCUCUAAGAUUGCUGAGAGAUCUUGGCACACAUGUAACAGAAGAUUUGGUUGUGCUGAUGCCAAAUUUGCUGUCAUUUUUGAAGCAUGAUGACCCCGCGGUUGUUAAGCAAUCUAUAGCUAGUGGGACAAAUUUAUUUGCUGCUGUAUUGGAAGAGAUGGCACUUCAGAUUAACAAGUGUGGGAAAAUUGAUGCUUGGCUUGAAGAGAUGUGGGAUUGGAUGAAGCAGUUCAAAGAUGCAGUCCGUUGUGUGAUACAUGAGCCCGGCCCUAUUUCAACUAAACUACUCGCUGUAAAGUUCGUUGAGGUAUGGAUCUUGUGUUUCACACCUCAAGUCAACAGUGAUCAAAUACAGCCAAGUGAAGGAAAAUCCCGGAGAUUUGAUACUUCACGAUUAUCUCAGUUUCAUCCUAGCCUUGAUCCUGUUGUUCUGGAGGCUGAUGCAAACAGAGCUCUCAUCCUCCUACUGGAUAUUCUGCAAUCGGCUUAUGCUUAUCGAGGGUCCUUCCUAGUUGGCACCAUUAACUCUCUUGCAGCGGUUGUGAAGAAUCGGCCAAUUUACUACGACCGCGUGCUGCCAGUGUUGCUUGAUUUUGACCCUGGCUCGGAGACAACAAAAGGAGCCCAUGCAGCAAGCCUGCGGUAUUCUCUAAGAACAGCUUUUUUGGGGUUUCUACGGAGUCCUCACCCCGCAAUGAUUGAGUCCAAAGACAUAUUGGUAAGGCAGCUUCGGGCUCUGAGCCCUGGUGAUGCAAUAGAUCAAAUUAUUAGGCAGGCAGAGAAGAUGUCUAGAAAUGUAGACCGUGCUUCUCGUUCUAGCAAGGAUGUGCCUCCAACAUGGGAGAUGCCUUAUGGAGAUAUUAAUCGGAAGAAGCCUGCUGCCAGAUCAAGUGAUGUUCUUGCUAUGUCUGAUGGCGUAGCUAAGAGAGCAAGAUUCGACACAUCUGCCAUUUCAAAUCUGCCAGUUCAGGGAUCCUCUGAUUAUUCUGAUAUGCAGGUUGACAAUGAUGCCAAUUUGGGUCAUUCGUCUGAUCCAGCUAUCUUGAAUAGUGAUGUGUCUCCUGUUGAGAAGAUGAUUGAAAUGAUUGGUGCUUUACUUGCUGAAGGAGAAAGAGGUGCUGAGUCCCUUGAUAUUCUUGUCUCAACAGUAGAGGCAGAUGUCAUGGCUGACAUUGUAAUAGAAACAAUGAAACAUAUACCAGAACCUCCAUUUCCUUUAGCAACAAAUAACGGUGUCCAGCAACCAGUUUUUAAAUCUUCCUCCACUCCACCAACAGAGAACCUGCCAUCCAGUCCAGACUCGUCGCUGUUUGCUGCACAGUUAACACCCACAGCAGAUGCAGCAAGCAUGUUACCAUCUGAUGCCUUUGUUAUUCCUAGUGUUCAUGAUACUAAGCGUGACCCAAGAAGGGACCCUCGUCGCCUUGAUCCACGGCGUACAGUUUCACAUGCUGCUACAAGUUCGAUACAGGCGAAGGUGGAAACCAAUAAUGUGCAUCAGAUGGAUAAUUUACCAAAUACACCUUGCUCCAGUUCUGGGAAGGUUGAAAACUAUUUGGAUUAUUCAGGAGAUUUACUGAAAACUGAAGAUGAACAGCACACAUCUUCUCAGCCCAAUCAAACAGUUUCCAAAGACAAGUCUGAGCUUCUGGAUGUUGCCACCGAACCAGAGCCAACCUUUGAAGUCGUGGCACCAGUGGAUGCUGGGUUAAAUUCUUCUGAUGUCGAUGAAGAGAUGGUUAAUCCCUUGUCUUCAGAAGUUACUUCACUUGAUGAAUCUGAUAGUGUGGAUUUGGAGGUUGACCCCUUUUUACCAGUUCCCACGGCUUCAACACCGGAGGAUACUGAUCAUGACUUGCCAGUUAUUCCAUCUCAUUUGGAAUUAAGCGUCAAAGAGAAAAUCUCAUUGAACAAAGAAGCAAUUAGGCGGAUAAUUGCUGAUUACAAGAAAAACAGUCUUAAUGCAAGAUUUUCUUUGCUUGCUCAUUUGAUUGCCCAGAGUGCUGAUGAUGAUAAUAUUAUGGAUUUGAUUCAGAGGCACAUUAUCUUUCGUUGUAAUGAUCAGAAGGGGUACGAACUGGCAAUGCAUGUGCUAUAUCAGCUGCAGAGUAUCAAUGUUGCUGAUUCGCCAGAAAGCUCUACGCCUGCUUCUAAACAUUACGAGAAAUUCUUUAUAUCACUUGCGAGGUCCAUGAUUAACUCACUGCCUGCUUCAGACAAGUCUUUUUGCAAACUUAUAUGUGAUGCACCAUACCUGCCAGAGUCUUUGUUUAGAUUACUGGAGGGUCUUUGCAUGUCACAAGGCAACAGCCAACAAAUAAAGGACGGGGAUGGUGACCGAGUCGCCCAAGGCCUGGGAACUGUAUGGAACCUUAUCUUAGGGCGGCCUCCACUUCGACAUGUUUGCUUGGAUAUUGCUCUGAAGUGUACCGUCCACUCUCAAGAUGAAGUCAGGGGAAAGGCAGUUAGAUUGGUUGCAAAAAAGCUCUAUGAUCUAACAUAUGCAACAGAAAGAAUCGAGCAGUUCGCCACAGAAAGUCUUGUAGGAGUUGCUAAGCAUGUGGACACAGAUAUUAAUUUAACAUGCUCAAAAGAAUCUACAGCUGAGUUGGAGGUAGGCACUCAAGAAGCUUCAGGUAGUGGCUCCCAGAUUCCAGAUUCUGGACCUUCUGAAAGUGGGUCAUCCAAGACAUCAUUGAUUUCACUGAAACAAUCAGCAAUAUCUGUAUCUGAGGCGAAAUGCCGUACUUCGUUGUUCUUUGCGCUUUGCACAAAGAGGCCUAGCCUUCUUCAACAUCUGUUCAAUGUUUAUGGAAGGUCUCCAGAAGUUGUCAAGCAGUGUAUUCAUUGGCAUAUACCCAGCCUUGUAAGAAAUCUGGGGUCCUCAUGUCCUGAGAUGCUGGACAUCAUUCAUAAUCCACCUGAAGGCAGUGAAGGUCUUGUUACCUUGAUACUGCAAACAUUGACCGAAGAAUCAAAUCCUUCAGCCGACCUAGUUGCGGCUGUUAAACAUUUAUAUAAGACAAAGCUGAAGGAUGCAUCUAUUCUCAUUCCUUUGCUAUCUUCAUUUCCGAAGGAAGAGGUAUUGGCCAUAUUUCCGAGGCUAGUUGAUCUCCCGCUUGGCAGAUUCCAAGAUGCACUUGCUCGGAUAUUGCAGGGAACCGCUCAUACCGGUCCAGCAUUAACUCCUGCUGAAGUUCUGAUUGCGAUUCAUGAUAUUAACCCUGAAAAGGAUAAAGUUGCCCUGAAGAAGGUCACAGAUGCUUGCACAGCUUGCUUUGAGCAGCGUACGGUAUUUACUCAUCAAGUUUUGGAAAAAUCGCUGAAUGAAUUGGUUGACAGAGUACCAAUUCCUCUUCUUUUUAUGAGAACAGUUAUUCAAGCGCUUGAUGCUUUCCCAGCUUUGGUUGAUUUUGUCAUGGGAAUACUCUCCAGGCUCGUCAAUAAGCAGAUAUGGAGAAUGCCAAAGCUGUGGGUUGGGUUCUUAAAAUUGGCAUUCCAGAUUCAGCCACACUCUUUUGAUGUCUUAUUACAGCUACCUCCACCACAGCUUGAAUUUAUGUUGAAUAAGUAUCCCAAUCUUCGAACACCUCUUUCUUCAUUUGUUAAUCAGCACAACAUGCAGAACACCUUGUCCAGACAGAUUUUGAGAAUUCUGGGCUUCUUUAAUGAACCACAGCAGGCACCAGUGUCAUUUGUGCCUGCUACGUUACAAACAGCGGAUGCGACCUCUCUUCCUGGUGCAACCCAGAUGUGAAAUAUGAUGUUGUUGUACCAAUCAGAUGCAAGAAAGCUCAAAGCACAUACAGCGCCUUGUAGACAGUAGUGAUAUGGGUGUGGAACGGGGCACGGAUUAAGAGUGCUGUCUAUCUGAUGUUUCUGCAGUUUGCAAUGACUGGAGUCGCUAUAAGCAACGCCUAUAGCAACUCCACAAGGAGAUGUUAACAACAGGCGAUGUUGAAAGGAGCCACUGAGAUGAUUGUUUGGAGUGAGGUCCACAAUAUUUGUGCUGGAGGGUUUACUCAAGUUGUAUAGUAGCUGUACUGUUAUGGUAAAAUGUAGUUCCAUCGUCGUAGUUCUGGGUGUCCUGCAAUUGCAGGCUGAGGCAAAGCAAAAAGACAGAGCUUAUGCUGUUUACAGGAAAGCGAGCGAUAUUUACCGGAUGACCAUCAUGUCUUCUACCAGACAAGGAAGUAGGAUUGCUGCAGCUGCAUUCCUUAAAUAGGGAGCUGGCAUUUAUCUAAUUUACUCUAA
This is a messenger RNA of Phragmites australis (common reed), 4625 nucleotides long. RefSeq lists its product as uncharacterized. Lineage: Eukaryota; Viridiplantae; Streptophyta; Magnoliopsida; Poales; Poaceae. The record is from RefSeq and is a predicted model, not a curated record. Bases 253 to 4128 code for a protein of 1291 amino acids. The transcript is spliced from 27 exons.